Molecule: messenger RNA, 210 nt
Organism: Rotaria socialis
Lineage: Eukaryota; Metazoa; Rotifera; Eurotatoria; Philodinida; Philodinidae
Source: the annotation of a GenBank genome assembly
AUGGUUCCAUUCAUCGAUGAACAAGGUCGAAAUUUGCAAUUUAAAAGUUCGCCACCAGUUAAUGGUGCAAAUGUUCGAAAAACUCAAAAAAAUCGUUCUCGUGUAAAUUUUCCAUAUGAAAAACCUCAGUUACGUUCAGCAUCAUCGUCAUCAUCAUCACCAUCACCGAAAAGCAAUCGGCGUGGAACAAAAGAUAAACGUUCGUCGUAA